CGGACUUCCGGUUCCGGCCCUCGUCAUAUGCCGGGGGCACCGACUGCCACGCGAUUUCUCGCUCUCCUGAUCCCCUCGCCCUCCCGUCCGUUGUUCCCCUCUCCCGCAUCGACGCCAAUCGCCAGUGGCCCCUUCAGGCACCGCGCCGCCGGCAUGACCUCAGGGUCCCCCCCGGGUUCGCCCCCCUCCCCUCCUGGGUCCCAGAGAAAACGCAGUGCAACCAAAGAUUCAGUUGGCUUGUAUGCGGCGCAAUGCUAUAUGUGCUACAAAUGGCGUAUGAUUCCAACUAAAGAAGAAUUUGAGACACUUCGUGAGAACUUCACUGAGGAUCCAUGGUUCUGCAGCAGAAGACCAGAUUGCUCUUGUGAAGAUCCUGCUGACAUUGAGUAUGACAGCAGCCGCAUCUGGGUCCUCGACAAGCCCAACAUACCAAAGCCCCCACCAGAGACAGAGAGGCUAGUGAUUAUGAGGCGUGAUUUCAGUAAAAUGGACACCUACUAUGUCAUGCCAAAUGGGAAGCGUGCACGGUGUGCCGGGGAUGUAGAUAAGUUUCUGGAGGCAAAUCCAGAGUACAAGAACCGCAUAUCCGCUUCAGACUUCAACUUUGCACCACCCAAGGUUGUUGAGGAGACAGUUUCUCACAACUCUGCCUGGAAGGCUGCCAAGGCUAAGAAGCAGGACAAGGCAGACGCUUCUAGUGCACAGAAGUGAUAGAAGCUCUAAACGGUGCCUGUGCUAUGUUUAGGUGUUAGUCCUCUUAGGAUCAUGUCAUGUCUAAUGUAGGUUUUAUUGCUGUGAGCCUGUGACUUUGCUCUGAUGCAAGUGCAACUGAACCCUUGUGUUGAGCUUCCUGGGAAAUCUCUGAGAUCGUUAAUAAGUUCUGUUGGCCUCUUGCUCUUUUCCAAUAA
Setaria italica (foxtail millet) is the source of this 908-nucleotide messenger RNA. Its product is annotated as methyl-CpG-binding domain-containing protein 4. The record is from RefSeq and is a predicted model, not a curated record. The coding region runs from base 28 to 711 and encodes 227 amino acids. The transcript has 2 exons. Gene Ontology annotation, molecular function: zinc ion binding; DNA binding. NCBI's taxonomy places the organism in Eukaryota, Viridiplantae, Streptophyta, Magnoliopsida, Poales, Poaceae.